AUGGCGUAUAAAGGUCGGGCCUUGUUGCUCGCGGUCUUUUUGUUUGCUUUGUGCGUCUUCACCUUGAACGCAGACUUCAAUUCAGAAGGAAAGAGCAACAUGUUGGGAUCAUUGGCUUCUGCGAGCGUAAUGCUCUUCGCUCAAAGCGCACUAGCAUCCAAGUCUGACAUCCGUUUCAACCAUAUUCAAGUCGUCGGAACGCACAACUCCUACCAUCGUGAAGUCUCACUCGCCGAGCGACCAGUCUUUGAGAAAUACGUACCGUCCCCAGAGGACUACUACUACUCGCACGCAGAGCUCGACAAUCAAUUGGAGUACCAGUCCGUGCGCUCUUUCGAGCUCGACUUACAUUCGGAUGAAAAGGGCGGCCUGUACUAUCCCCCUGUCAUAUGGACGCUAUCAAACUUGACAAACGCCACCACUCCUUACAAUGGUGACAUUCUGAAGAAGCCAGGUAUUAAGGUGUUCCACGUCACAGACUUCGACCCAGAUUCUGUCUGCCACACGUUCAUCGACUGUCUCAAGCAAUUAAAGAGUUGGUCAGACGCAAACCCAAGACAUGUCCCUAUCACCAUUGAUCUCGAGCUCAAGACCGAUGCGCCGGCAUGUUCGUUAGGCGGUGUCUGCCCUGGCGAAGCGACAAACUGGACGCUCCCUCGCCUCUUGAAUGUCGACGCGGAGAUCCUCUCCGUAUUCCCUAAGAAGCAACUCAUUCGCCCCGAUGACGUGCGCAAGAGUGGUCUUACCCUCGAGCAGUCCAUCCUGCAACAAGGCUGGCCGAAGCUAAAGGAUGUUCGCGGCCGCCUCCUGUUUUUCUUCGAUAACGACCCAAAACCCAGUGACCCCAACUCACCUCGCGAGCUCUACAAAACCGGCGCCCCCUCGCUACAAAACCGCACUGUCUUCACCAAUGCGCUCGAAGGAUCCUCUGAUGCUGCAUUCAUCAAAUACAAUGAGCCGCGCGGGAAUGGCACAGCAGAUAUCCAGCGUCUUGUCAAGAAGGGCUACUUGAUCCGAACACGUGCUGAUAUACCCAUCGAUACCAUCUUGAACCGCACUACAGAGAUGAGGGACUUAGCUUUUGAGAGUGGUGCGCAGAUUGUUAGUACCGAUUUCCCAGCUUGGGGCAUGAGUAGUCGAUGGGGUUGGGAUUAUGUCGCCAGGCUUCCCGGAGGAUUGGCUGCGAGAUGCAAUCCUCUUAUCGCACCGGAAGGCUGCAAGGACAAAGACCUGGAGUAG
Messenger RNA from Alternaria viburni, 1239 nucleotides. RefSeq lists its product as uncharacterized. Gene Ontology annotation, molecular function: phosphoric diester hydrolase activity. The record is from RefSeq and is a predicted model, not a curated record. The coding region runs from base 1 to 1239 and encodes 412 amino acids. NCBI's taxonomy places the organism in Eukaryota, Fungi, Ascomycota, Dothideomycetes, Pleosporales, Pleosporaceae. Gene Ontology annotation, biological process: lipid metabolic process. The transcript has 3 exons.